Alligator sinensis (Chinese alligator) is the source of this 813-nucleotide messenger RNA. RefSeq names its product crystallin beta A4 (gene CRYBA4). The transcript is spliced from 5 exons. Gene Ontology annotation, biological process: visual perception; lens development in camera-type eye. Bases 1 to 813 code for a protein of 270 amino acids. The record is from RefSeq and is a predicted model, not a curated record. Gene Ontology annotation, molecular function: structural constituent of eye lens. Lineage: Eukaryota; Metazoa; Chordata; Crocodylia; Alligatoridae.
AUGCGGGUCCCUCGGAGCAGCGCCCGGCAAGGCUGGCACAGGGGCAUUGAUGGUGCCGCUCAAAGCAACGAGCAGCCCCAGCUGUGUGCAGCUGCACCAGGAUUGUUCCCGGGGAGGAGGUUGCUGUCUGAAUGGGACGGGGGGGUGGUCCGAGGCAAAUUUAGGAGCUCACUCAGGGCUCGCAUCUUCUCGCAGUCCCGGGACCGAGCUGGAGGAGCCGCCAUGAGCCAGCACUGCACCAAGUUCUCCGGUCUCUGGAAGAUCGUGGUGUGGGACGAGAAGAACUUCCAGGGCCGGCGCCACGAGUUCACCUCCGAGUGCUACAACAUCACGGAGCUCAGCUUCGACACCGUGCGCUCCUUCAAGAUCGAGAGCGGCGCGUGGGUGGGCUUCGAGCACGGGGGCUUCCAGGGCCAGCAGUUCGUGCUGGAGCGUGGCGAGUACCCCAGCUGGGAGGCCUGGAGCGGCAGCAACGCCUACCACGUGGAGCGCAUGAACUCCUUCCGGCCCAUCGCCUGCGCUAACCACCGGGACAGCAAGAUCACGAUCUACGAGCGGGAGAACUUCCUAGGCAGGAAAGGGGACCUGAGCGACGACUACCCCUCGCUGCCGGCCAUGGGCUGGAACAGCAAAGAGGUGGGAUCCUUCCGCGUCCACUCUGGCGCCUGGGUCUGCUUCCAGUACCCCGGCUACCGGGGCUUCCAGUACAUCCUGGAGUGCGACUGCCACGGCGGGGACUACAAGCACUUCUGGGAGCUGGGCUCCCACGCGCAGACCUGCCAGGUGCAGUCCAUUCGGCGGAUCCAGCAGUGA